AUGUACGACGCCAUGAACACUGCGGCGAGUGCCACGCCCGAUCAGUGGGUUGCGGCGGCCAUGAUGAGUCCCAUUGUGCCUACCGGCGAGAAUGCGAACGAAUCCAUCCUGAUCAACUGUGCUGACUUGGGAUGGACGCCGUUGCGCGACGGCGCAGCACCAACCGGCGUGGUACAAGCAGGCAAGCGCGUGUGCAAAGACACGCAGACUCCGACGGGGAACAAGGGGGGGUCUACCGUGAUCCCGCGGUACUUUCUGCAGAAACUGGAGCGGCAACUGCGACACCUCGUGGACGACGUGGCGCAUGAGGAGUGGAAUGAGCGGGCGUGGAUGUGCCUGUACACAUACCUCUCUGACCUGCCUCUGAUUGUACGCACAUCUCUGACAUUGCGUGACCGCUGCGGCGCAGCCACUGUAGCGCGGCUGGUGGAUAGGAUGAAGACGAACUUUCUCACGAAAGGCAACCUUGUGGAGGAGUCGGUGGCGAUGCCGGACAAGACAGUAGAGGAGGAUUUUAUCCCCAGUCUUUCUCGGGAAGUACUGCAUCUCCUUCAGCAUAGCACAGCAAUCGACCCCACGUUCCACUUUGAGUGGAGGGCCUCAACCGUGGCAUACGUCGAGGGCUCGUUGGGCUCAGCCUCACGAAAAGCGGGCAAGGCGACAGUGAUAGAUAGCAGAGAGGUUAGCGACUGUGUGCCAGUGCGGCCAUCAUCCUUGUCGCUCUCCUCGAUGUCACCCGUGCUCACAGAUGAGGAGCAGGAAGAGGAGUUGCCGAAUGACGACGAAGAGGUGGUAUGCACUCCCCGCCUCCUGACCUUCAUUGCGGCACAUAUCGAAAAAUAUAAUGAUCGUCGCCUGCGCGUCGUUGCUACACAAUUUCCCGACCCCGAAAUGGAGAAGUCGCGGACACCACCGGAAGCCGCGGAGGCCAUCCUGGCAGGAGCCUACACUCUUUCGACUCCGCCGAGCAAUCGACAGAGCGACGCAGCGCUGCAGCAGCCGCUCCUCCACCAACAGGGCCAGCUCAUGUCGCUUCUCAAAUCCUUUGUGCGGCUGCGGCAAACACCGCUCUUUCACACGCUUCGUCAUACACCUCAACACGCCCUGUUUGCGUGCGACUUCAUUGAGCUAACGUCCGAAGCGGAGCGCCUGCUGGAACGUGCUUCCUCGUCGCUUGACACUACACUGCUGCUGGAAAUCCCCAUGACACAGAAGCGCAUCAUGGCUGAGACGACGGAUGUGCGUGACACAAGUGUCGGCACAAAUACAUCCGUAGGGUCGGGGUCGAGCCCCAUGACGGGGCACAGUGCCCAUCACAGUGUGAAGGCACGCACGCCUAUGAAGCCAAGCGUUCGGUAUCCGAUCCAGCGCAUCCUCUCCAACGCGCCGUCACCGAGCGGAUUGUCGUCGCAGCGGAGCUCGGAGGUGCCUGGCCUGCAGAAGGAGAUUUACUCUUCGUCUGUGUACGUCGGUGAGGGGAGCAGGGACGGGCUGCGAGCGUCCCAGGUAUGCGAGGUGGUCGACUUGUGA
Leishmania braziliensis MHOM/BR/75/M2904 is the source of this 1530-nucleotide messenger RNA. RefSeq lists its product as hypothetical. The record is from RefSeq and is a predicted model, not a curated record. The transcript has a single exon. Bases 1 to 1530 code for a protein of 509 amino acids. Lineage: Eukaryota; Euglenozoa; Kinetoplastea; Trypanosomatida; Trypanosomatidae.